AGCGCAGCUGUGACCGGACAGCGGACACAAAAAUUGCGGCGAUAAAACACAGUGACGUCACAUGGAACCUAUAGUCCUGACUGCGCAAAUGCUGUUGCGUUUGAUGCUCCUGACGCGCCAUACGCGCAGUGACGCAUUACUGGCUCCGCCCACAAUGCAAACGCAGACCAGGGAACCUCCAAGACAAGAGGAGCAAAAGCUCUACUAAAUUAACCUGACAUUACGCCGAGGAUUAUUUUACUCUGAGGACACCGAUUCAGCGGCCCGUUUUGACUCGAGAUUUUUUCAAGAAGACGAAAUUCGACAGCGAUCCUGAGAGGUUUGGAUUUUGAUGUGUUGCUGCCUUCUGCCUCUAGAACACCAUAAUAAGACCAGAUAAAUAACGCCACACCAGUGUCCUUUCAGCAUUAUUUUUAUCCAGCCAUUGUCCUCGUCGGGGAAAAAGCGACGCCCUCAGGCCGCCGCUGGUACUGCAGCUGCCGGUGAGUUGUAAGUGAGACACCGGGAGUCUGAAUAAUUUAACGGUGGAAAAUGAGCUCAGAGGAGGCGGCAGCUCCAACUAAAACCGGCACGGAUGACGAUGGCAUGUCCUGGUGGUACCGCUGGAUCUGCAAACUGGCCGGUGUCUUGGGUGGCAUAUCAUGUGCAUCAAUGGGCAUCUGGAACUGCGUGACUGUGAAUCCGUUAAACAUCGCGGCUGGAGUUUGGAUGGUGCUGACAGCGUUUGUGUUGUUCCUGUGUGAGGUGCCCUUCUGCUGUCAGUUCGUUGAGUUUGCGAAUGCUAUUGCGGCGCGUGCGGACCGUCUGAAGCCCUGGCAGAAAGCACUGUUUUACUGUGGGUGAGUGCAGCUUACAGCUGUUCCCUUCACUGGAUAGUCAAUGU
Messenger RNA from Sinocyclocheilus anshuiensis, 883 nucleotides. RefSeq names its product calcium channel flower homolog. Gene Ontology annotation, biological process: vesicle-mediated transport. NCBI's taxonomy places the organism in Eukaryota, Metazoa, Chordata, Actinopteri, Cypriniformes, Cyprinidae. The transcript has 4 exons. The record is from RefSeq and is a predicted model, not a curated record. Bases 532 to 843 code for a protein of 103 amino acids. Gene Ontology annotation, cellular component: membrane.